AUGGUAGAAGGCACACAGAGUGGUCAAAAUGUGUGGUGGAGAACUCAGGAAUGGUUGAUAGAGAAAGGAAGGGAGGAGAAAAGGAGGUGUGAGGCCAUGUUUAUUGCAUCAUCUGGUGCAAUGGUGGGUUGGGCUUUGAAUGAAUUGAAGAAACCAAUAGUCACGUAUGAAUGGUUAAAACAAUGCUCAGAGGAGCAUCGUGUUGUUCCUCAAGAGUCAUACAAGGUCCUUCCUUUCUCUGGGUUAAAGAUUUGUGUUACGGGAAUUCCAGCAGAUGUCCGUAAAGAGAUGGAGAAGCUUAUUUUACAAAAUGGUGGAAAAUACUCCGCAGAAUUGACAAAGAAUUGCACACAUUUGAUUUCUGACAUAUCCUUCUUAUAG
Molecule: messenger RNA, 381 nt
Organism: Sphenostylis stenocarpa
Lineage: Eukaryota; Viridiplantae; Streptophyta; Magnoliopsida; Fabales; Fabaceae
Source: the annotation of a GenBank genome assembly